GGUGUGUGCAGCAAUUUGUUGUCCAUAAAUGGCCAAACAGCCAAGUCAAUAAACCCCAAUAAAGCCCACAUUGGCUAUUUAUUAUGAAUUUCGAAGCAGCGCCGAGUGCGGAGCGUUGAGAAUGGCGAAAAUCAAUCGAAGGCGAAAUUCCAUAAGUGGCGGACGUACAUCACAAAAUACUACAGAACUGGCCCACAAUACAGAAAGCAAGAGGUUGAGAUAAACACAUACGGAAACCUAGAACAGAGGAGAGGAAAAGCGCAGCCAAAAUGCCCGUCUUCCACACAAAAACCAUCGAGAGCAUUUUAGAUCCUGUGGCCCAACAGGUAUCUCGCCUGGUGAUCCUCCACGAGGAGGCUGAGGAUGGCAACGCAAUGCCAGACCUCAGCCGGCCGGUGCAGGUGGUGUCGGCGGCGGUGGCCAACUUGGUGAAGGUUGGCCGGGAGACCAUCAACAGCUCCGACGACAAGAUACUGCGCCAGGACAUGCCCUCGGCAUUGCAUCGCGUGGAGGGUGCCUCGCAGCUGCUGGAGGAGGCCUCGGAUAUGCUCCGCUCCGACCCGUACUCGGGUCCGGCGCGCAAGAAGCUGAUCGAGGGGAGCCGCGGCAUCCUGCAGGGCACCUCCUCGCUGCUGCUCUGCUUCGACGAGAGCGAGGUGCGCAAGAUCAUCCAGGAGUGCAAGCGCGUGCUGGACUACCUGGCCGUUGCCGAGGUAAUUGACACCAUGGAGCAUCUUGUGGACUUCCUCAAGGAUCUCUCGCCGUGCCUCAGCAAGGUGCACCGCGAGGUCGGUGCCCGUGAGAAGGAGCUGACCCACCAGGUGCACAGCGAAAUCCUCGUGCGUUGUUUGGAGCAGGUCAAGACCCUGGCCCCCAUUCUCAUCUGCAGCAUGAAGGUCUACAUCCACAUCGUGGAGCAGCAGGGACGCGGUGCAGAGGAGGCGGCCGAGAACAGGAACUACCUGGCUGCCCGCAUGAGCGACGAGCUGCAGGAAAUCAUCCGCGUGCUGCAGCUGACCACCUACGACGAGGACACCAGCGAGCUGGACAAUCUCACGGUGCUAAAGAAGCUCUCCAAUGCCAUCACCAACAAGAUGCAGCUGGCCAACGAGUGGCUAUCCAAUCCCUAUGCGCUGCGGGGCGGCGUCGGCGAGAAGGCCCUCCGCCAGGUGAUCGACAAUGCCACCGAGAUCUCGGAGCGCUGCCUGCCCCAGGAUUCGUAUCCCAUCCGCAAGCUGGCCGACGAGGUGACCGCCAUGGCCAACACCCUAUGCGAGCUACGCCAGGAUGGCAAGGGCCAGUCGCCGCAGGCGGAAUCCCUGGCUCGCGGCAUUCGUGAUCGUCUGGGUGAGCUCCAGUCCCUGGUUCACCAGGCAGUGCUCGGCGUGGACAAGGCCGGUGUACAGCAGACGGCUCACACCAUCCAGGGCCGUCUGGAGCAGGCUGUGAAGUGGCUCCAGCACCCCGAAAUCAACGACGGCGGCCUGGGAGAGCGUGCCAUCAACCUGAUCGUAGAGGAGGGCCGCAAGGUGGCCGAGGGCUGCCCUGGCCACCAGAAGGCCGAGAUCCAGCAGCUGUGCGACGAGGUGGAGCGCCUGAAACGGCAGGCAGCUGGCUCUGGACCGGCGGCUAAGCAGGCGGCCAAGCAGCUCACCCAAAAGCUCUACGAGCUGAAGGCGGCCAUCCAGAACGCCCUGGUCAACCGGAUCGUGCAGGACUUUAUGGACGUGAGCACCCCGCUGAAGCAGUUCACCGAGGCGGUGCUGCUGCCGGAAGGCACUCCCGGCCGGGAGCAGAACUUCAACCAGAAGUCGAACAACCUGCAGGCCUUCAGCGAUCGGGCCUCGAAGACGUCGCGAAUGGUGGCCGCCGGCGGUGCCUGUGGCAACAAGAAGAUUGCCGAGAUUUUGCUCUCAUCUGCCGCCCAGGUGGAUUCGCUUACCCCGCAGCUCAUCAGCGCCGGCCGCAUCCGGAUGAACUAUCCAGGCAGCAAAGCGGCGGAUGAGCACCUGCAGAACCUGAAGCAGCAGUACGCGGACACGGUGCUGCGCAUGCGGACGCUUUGCGACCAGGCCACCGAUCCGGCGGACUUCAUCAAGACCUCCGAGGAGCACAUGCAGGUCUAUGCCAAGCUCUGCGAGGACGCCAUCCACGCCCGCCAGCCCCAAAAGAUGGUGGACAACACGUCGAAUAUCGCUCGCUUGAUCAAUCGUGUCCUUCUGGUGGCCAAGCAGGAGGCGGACAACUCCGAGGAUCCAGUCUUCACGGAGCGCCUGAAUGCUGCAGCCAACCGGCUGGAGCGCUCCCUGCCCGCCAUGGUGGGCGAUGCCAAGCUGGUGGCCACAAAUAUUGCGGAUCCGGCAGCGGCCGCCGCCUGGAAGAACUCCUUCCAGCGCCUGCUGGGUGAUGUGCGCGAGGUGCGUGAUGCCAUUGCCCCGCCGCAGCCACCGCCGCUGCCCACAUCCCUGCCGCCGCCCAUUCCGGAGCUGAGCGCCCUGCAUCUGUCCAACCAGAAUGCUGAGCGUGCGCCACCACGCCCGCCACUACCCAGAGAGGGUUUGGCCCCGGUGCGUCCCCCACCGCCGGAGACGGACGAUGAGGACGAGGGCGUCUUCCGCACCAUGCCGCAUGCCAAUCAGCCCAUUCUGAUUGCAGCCCGUGGCCUGCACCAAGAGGUACGCCAGUGGUCGUCCAAGGACAACGAAAUCAUUGCGGCCGCCAAGCGCAUGGCUAUCCUAAUGGCCCGCCUCAGCGAGCUGGUGCUAUCCGAUUCCCGCGGCAGCAAGCGGGAGCUGAUUGCCACUGCCAAGAAGAUCGCAGAGGCCUCUGAGGAUGUGACGCGGCUGGCCAAGGAGCUGGCCCGUCAGUGCACGGACCGUCGCAUUCGUACCAACCUGUUGCAGGUGUGCGAGCGCAUUCCCACCAUUGGCACCCAGCUAAAGAUCCUUUCCACGGUGAAGGCAACAAUGCUGGGCGCCCAGGGUUCUGACGAGGAUCGGGAGGCCACUGAGAUGUUGGUGGGCAAUGCCCAGAACCUGAUGCAGAGCGUGAAGGAAACGGUGCGCGCCGCCGAAGGAGCCAGUAUCAAGAUUCGCUCGGAUCAAACCAGCAAUCGCUUGCAGUGGGUGCGCCGGCAGCCCUGGUAUCAGUACUAGGUGCUUUACCUCUCUCUCUCUCUUGACGGGGACCUGCCCAACUGUCCCCCUGUCAAACCUGCCACCUGCCACCUGUGCCUUGUGUGUACCAUACAAAGCUUAACACUAAUCUUAAUGAUUUCUAUCUUAAAUGUUAACCUCUUAAUCAGUUCCAACUGAAACUAUUUAUUGUGCUCAUACCCCCUCCCUCCCUGCCCCGAUCCCACUCUGAUAUGGUUUCGAUAAUUGUAAAAUUAAUUAUUAAGCGUGCAAUAAAAGCGAAAGAAGGAAACAAGCCACGAUCGGCCGGGUAGAUGUACAUACAAUACAUGCAAGCAGCAGUCAGUCGUCAGUCAGGUUUAAGCGAACGCAAUAUGUAUAUAGAAUAAGUGAAGCAAGUGAAAGAGUUUUGAACUUGAACGCCGCACACCCCAAAAACCUUAUGCCCCGUCCCUCGACUGUAUUCGUAGUGUACUAACAGCAGCAUUUAUUAUUAUUGAACCCGCCUCUGCUGGAGGAACUAGCUCCCUCACCCUCACCCUCACACCCCUUUUGCCACUUGCCAUUGUUUGUUAUGUUCGGAACUAAAACUCACUAAAACUGCGAAUUAUUCGUUGGCGAAAGCAAUGCUAACCCAAGAGCCCAUUGUAAUUCCCCCUCACCAUGUGUGUCCAUGUUCAAGAUACUGAUAUAAUUGAAAUAAAACUGAAUAUCGAGUGUUAA
Drosophila serrata is the source of this 3857-nucleotide messenger RNA. RefSeq names its product vinculin (gene Vinc). NCBI's taxonomy places the organism in Eukaryota, Metazoa, Arthropoda, Insecta, Diptera, Drosophilidae. Gene Ontology annotation, biological process: cell adhesion. The record is from RefSeq and is a predicted model, not a curated record. Gene Ontology annotation, molecular function: actin filament binding.